Rubroshorea leprosula is the source of this 1722-nucleotide messenger RNA. NCBI's taxonomy places the organism in Eukaryota, Viridiplantae, Streptophyta, Magnoliopsida, Malvales, Dipterocarpaceae. The record is from the annotation of a GenBank genome assembly.
AACAGUUGGAAUCCGGCCCUUGUGAAUUUGUUCAAAAAAAAAAAGAAAAAGGAAAUGCCAGCCGUUGGAUUGCCAUAUCCAUUGGGUGGACAUUGUUAGGCGAUGCAAACAAAAGUAAACCAUUUUGCCCUUUUAGAGGAAAAAAAAUAAGAGAGUUGAGCUCUCCUUUUUCAAAAAAACUCCAAUGGAGCUUAAGAUAGAUAUUUGGCUUAUUACCAAUAUUUCUGCAACAAUCUGGAAACCCCACAUAAACCCCGCUCACCCAACAAGCCUUACGCUCUAGAUCUGCCCCAUUCUCCCACAGAUGACCAUGAGAAGAGCCUCCACGCUUGCAACCUCCGUCCUCUCAAACACCCUCGCCAAUGCCCACGGCGGUGUUGGUGCAUCCACCGUCCACCACCGCCUCCUCCAAGUGGCGCUUUUCUGCAGUAGCAGUACGACCAAUUCUUACACCCAUCGCCGCUGGUUCUCUCCCUUUUUCAGCUCCUCUUCCAGUGGCUCUGCUCGAGGUGUCUGUCUUGGAUUGGCCGGCGCACUUGCCUCAGUCGCCACUGCCGCUUCGCUCUCUCAAUCCGUUUACGCCAAGGAGCCGCUGCCGUCCGAAGUCGUUCCGAAGGAUGUUAUUCUUUAUCAGUAUGAGGCUUGCCCCUUUUGUAAUAAAGUUAAAGCUUUCCUAGACUACUAUGACAUACCAUAUAGAGUUGUAGAAGUUAAUCCAAUUAGUAAGAAAGAGAUCAAGUGGUCUGAUUACAAAAAGGUGCCUAUACUGAUGGUUGAUGGCGAACAGCUGGUGGACUCCUCAGCUAUAAUUGAUCAAUUGUCUGUGAAGCUCCUCUCUGAGAAAUCCAUUAAUUCAGCUUCAGAUGAGGAUGAAGAAAAGAAGUGGCGUGGGUGGGUUGAUAAUCACUUAGUUCAUGUCUUGUCUCCAAACAUAUAUCGGAAUACUUCUGAGGCUCUUGAGUCCUUUGACUACAUCACGAAGCAAGGUAAUUUUAGCUUCUCUCAGAAAAUAACAGUAAAAUAUGCUGGAGCCGCUGCAAUGUACUUUGUGUCCAAGAAUCUGAAGAAGAAAUAUAACAUUACUGAUGAACGUGCUGCAUUGUAUGAAGCAGCGGAAACAUGGGUGAAUGCUCUAAAUGGUCGUGAGUUUCUUGGAGGAUCCAAGCCUAAUCUAGCUGAUCUUGCUGUGUAUGGGGUGCUAAGGCCCAUCCGCUACCUCACAUCUGGUAAAGAUAUGGUGGAAAACACCCGAAUUGGCGACUGGUACACCAGAAUGGAGAAACUGGUGGGAGAAUCAUCAAGGAUCAAGGUCUAGACUGCCUCAAUUGAACUAGCCACCGGAUUAUAACAUAAAGUAAAAGGAACCAGAGAAGGGAUUCACAAGAUAAAGUUUUGCUCCCAAAAAGAACUCAUCUGUUCUUGGAUGAUUAUAAUUUUUGUGGAUUUCAAUUCAGUAAUUGAGCAUAUUGAAAUCUAAUUCUUUUCCAAGCCAACAUUUAUAAACAAUUUCAAGAAUAAGGGCAUUUUAGGAUAUCAACUGGACUCUUGCCUUUGUUUGUGCCAUCAUUUCAUUCCUAGUUCUUUUCAACUUGGAGCAUUCUUUUUGUUUAUCCAAUGUAUCUAUUCAUGUGAAGCCCCUUAAUUUUGGGGUCAAGGAGGUGUUAUCACCUCUGUAUGAUGAUAGAAGCUUAUUGAACACACAAAUAAACUCAGUUUUCAAUA